Messenger RNA from Grus americana (Whooping crane), 1493 nucleotides. RefSeq names its product mucin-3B-like. The transcript is spliced from 10 exons. Bases 1 to 1191 code for a protein of 396 amino acids. The record is from RefSeq and is a predicted model, not a curated record. NCBI's taxonomy places the organism in Eukaryota, Metazoa, Chordata, Aves, Gruiformes, Gruidae.
AUGGCGGGGAGGACACGCCGGUGGCUAGUUGUCCUCCUGGGCUGGGUGAUGACAGUUAUCUGCCAGAAUGGUGGCACCUACGAUGGCAUCAAGUGUCUCUGCACCCCGUAUUUCUACGGCGACUUGUGCCAGUUCUCCACCAACUCCAUCGAGACCGCCCUCCCUUUUCCGGGGACAAUCUUAGCCAACGUGGGGCUGGUGGUGACCGUCACCAACUUCAACUACACGGAGGAGUUGCAGGACACCCAGUCGGAGACCUACCGCAAUUUUGAGGAGCACUUUCGGAGGGAGAUAAAGAAGAUUUAUGGGAACAUCCCUGGCUACGAGGGCGUGAAGAUCAUCAGCCUCAAGCCCGGCAGCAUCGUGGUGGACCAUCAGAUCUUCUUCACCAUGAUGAAUAGCAGCAACAUGAUGGAGAAUUUUGAGGAGAUAACGAAGAAUCUGGUGGAGAGGUUGGAAGAGACGGUGGCCAACCAGGGCGCUUGUCUGCACAACAGCUCCAUCCUCUGCCUCACCGUGUCGCCCAACCCCAUCGUCAGGAACAUGACGGAGACGUCUUCUGUGAACGAGAUCUGCUGGCUGCGAGCACCCAGCAACUACCGGGAUUUCUACUACCUGGUGAUCGUGGAGGACGUCAUCCAUUGCAUCACCAACUGCACGCCCAACAUGCCGACCACCAUGGACUGUCACUACGGCCAGUGCCACAUCACCCGGGCCGGUCCCCAGUGCUUCUGCCAGGACGAAGCCCUGUACUGGUACACGGGCGCUCGCUGCUCCGGCCGUGUCAGCAAGUUGGCCACUGGGUUGGGGUUGGUGGCCACCGUGUUGCUCAUCGCUUGCAUCGUCCUCGCCGUGAUGUUGGUCAGGAGCCGCCGGAGGAAGUACAGGCUGAGUGACUCUCUACCCUACGCUGGUGGCAACUGGUAUGAGGAGGACAGCUUCACCUGGCACUCGCCCGAUGGCUUCCUCUACCGCAACAUGGGAGCCCAGAGCGCCGUAGGUGAACCCCAACCCCAGUUUGGGGUGAUGGAGACCAACGCUUUGGGAAGACCCCCAAGACAACCAACCGCCCCCCGCCAUCAUCCUUCUGUAGCUGGUGAGGGUCCACACAAAUUCACACCUUCGCUGGAGCUGGUGGACACCUCAAACCCGAUGAAGAUCUCCAGGCCGAAGCUCACAACCCAGCUAUGAUCCUGCACCGGGGACAUCUUGGCUGUCAACAGAGGAAGCUCCAACUGGGAUGAAGAGCAGAGAUCCCUCAACCUCAACUCAAACGGGUCUUCUCUUCCAAAGAGGAGACCCAAAUCCACCCGGAGUGGCCGGACCACCGGCACGCGGGUCGUGCCGAAACCCGGGUGAGAUACCUGGGGUGGGCAACACCUUCCGCCCCCCCGAUAUUUAUUAUUUAUUUGGAUGAUGAAGGCUGCAGCGCCGGGUGCCACCAGAACGCCCACGUCUCCCAGGUCCAGCCCUGGGGGUGGGGGGAGCCGCAC